AGUCGUAGGAUUUGGUGCCCAUGAAUAUCACGAAGUACCAAAAUUAUGCUAAACUAGUCGAAGAAAAACCAAUGCUCUCAAAUUGACUGCUCAAACAAACAAUGGCUAAACUGCUAAGAACUCUCCCUAUCUUCACCCUUCGUCCCAAUGUCAAACCUUUCUUCUUCUUCCCCACAACUUCUACUCUUAUCCCCCUUUCUCUCUCCUCCCUCAAAUUCAAUCCUCACCCUUCAAUUUCUCACAGAACACUCUGCAAUUGUUCUAAUGUAUCAGCUACCUUACAAGGUACAGAACAGCAAACCCGGGUACCCGACCCGUUUCAACCAUCAAAAGAUACAAACUUGGAGUGGGUUAAUCGGACUGCUUUAUGUGGGCAUUUGGGUGAGGAUGAUGUGGGUAAACGGGUCACUCUUUGUGGGUGGGUCGCUCUUCAUCGGGUUCAUGGUGGAGUCACUUUUGUUAAUCUUAGAGAUCAUUCUGGCAUUGUUCAGAUUACAACACUUCCCAAUGAUUUCCCUGAGGCACAUUCUUUGGUGAACAAUGUGAGGCUCGAAUAUGUGAUUGCUGUUGAAGGAGUAGUGCGUUUAAGACCGGGUGAAGCUGCUAAUAAAAAGAUGAAAACUGGAAUGGUGGAGGUUGCUGCAGAGCAUGUCAAAGUUUUAAAUUCUGUGAAGGCCAAAUUGCCCUUUUUGGUUACUACUUCAGAUGAUGUGAAAGACUCUGUGAAGGAGGAUAUACGUUUAAGAUACCGGUGCUUAGAUUUGCGUCGACCUCAAAUGAAUUCAAACAUACUUUUGCGGCAUAGAGUGAUGAAACUCAUACGAAGAUACCUGGAAGAUGCACUUGGCUUCGUGGAGAUUGAGACUCCAAUGCUUUCUAGGUCUACCCCAGAGGGAGCUCGAGAUUAUUUAGUGCCUUCAAGAGUUCAGCCAGGAAUGUUUUAUGCCUUGCCUCAAAGUCCUCAGUUAUUCAAGCAAAUGCUAAUGGUUUCAGGCUUUGACAGAUAUUAUCAAGUAGCAAGAUGCUUUCGGGAUGAGGAUCUGAGAGCUGACAGGCAGCCUGAGUUCACCCAACUAGAUAUGGAACUGGCAUUUACUCCUUUGGAAGAGAUGCUAAAGCUAAAUGAAGAUUUGAUUAGGAAGGUUUUCCGGGAGAUCCAAGGUAUUGAGCUUCCCAACCCUUUCCCCAGGCUUACUUAUGCUGAAGCAAUGAACCGAUAUGGAACAGACAGACCAGAUCUUCGUUUUGGUCUUGAGCUAAGAGAUGUCUCUGAUGUAUUUUCUGGGUCUACAUUCAAAGUUUUCGAAGAUGCAUUGGUUAGUGGAGGUGUGAUAAAGGCGUUAUGUGUACCCGCAGCUGCAAGUGUUUAUUCUAAUACAGCACUGAAGAAGGGUGAUAUCUAUAAGGAAGCAUUCAAAUCUGGGGCUAAAGGUUUGCCAUUCCUAAAGGUCACAAGUGAUGGGGAGCUUGAAGGAAUUCCUGCUUUAGCUUCAAGUUUGAAUCAACAAAAUAAAGAAAAACUAUUGAGCCUCUGCUCUGCUCAAUCUGGUGACCUUAUCUUGUUUGCUGUGGGUAUGGAGAAGUCUGUGAACAAAACUCUUGAUCGACUAAGGUUACAUGUGGCACAUGAACUGGGUAUGGCUGACCAUUCCAAGCAUUCAAUUCUUUGGGUGACUGAUUUCCCGAUGUUUGAGUGGAACGAUGAUGAACAGAGGCUUGAGGCUUUGCAUCAUCCAUUUACUGCUCCAAACCCUGAAGACAUGGAGGAUUUAUCCUCUGCCCGAGCUUUGGCAUAUGACAUGGUUUACAAUGGAGUAGAGAUUGGUGGAGGAAGUUUAAGAAUAUACAAGCGGGAGGUGCAAGAAAAGGUUCUGGAAAUUGUAGGCAUAUCAUCAGAACAAGCUGAAGCAAAAUUUGGCUAUCUUUUGGAGGCUUUUGACAUGGGCGCUCCUCCACAUGGAGGCAUAGCCUAUGGCCUGGAUAGGCUAGUGAUGCUGUUGGCUGGAGCAAAUUCUAUCAGAGAUGUGAUUGCUUUUCCUAAGACCUCCACUGCUCAGUGUGCCCUAACGCGAGCGCCUUCUGAAGUAGAUCCUCAGCAGCUCAAAGACCUUGUCAUUUCAACAUAGUGCUAUAGUAACUAGUACCCUGUUCAAUUUUGUUCGUGAUGAGGGAGCACAUACAUUUUAUAGUAUGCAAACCAAUGCGGUAGCUGGAUCUCGUAUGGUGGUGCACUAGCAAAUUCUUUACCAAGGUUUAUACAAUUAUACCUGGUGAUAAGAGGGAGAGAGAAAGUAUCCUGACCUAGAAUUGUUUUUCAAAAAUUUUACUGUUUAAUUUGUUCUACGUAUUUUUCUUCUCUUCCCCUAUUUCCUUUCGUGGCAGAGAAAGGCUGGCCUUAAAACCAGUUUGGACAACAAGUAUUUGUGAUCAAUCGGUCUUAGAAGAAUAUUUGAGGUCAAACGUACGGUGAAGGUUUUUCGAAAUUUCAAUAUAGUUUACUUGUAUAUGUUCAUAGAUUUAGGUCGGAUUGUUAAGACUUUGCAGCAGUCAUGUAGAUUUUUUAUGUACAUUAACAUUCAAGCAUAUUAUACUUUUUUUUUAAUAACCUAGAAUGGCUGAUAAAGUUGGCAUGUAAUAUUGGUCAAGUAUUGUUGGUGU
Messenger RNA from Chenopodium quinoa (quinoa), 2658 nucleotides. Its product is annotated as aspartate--tRNA ligase, chloroplastic/mitochondrial-like. Gene Ontology annotation, biological process: aspartyl-tRNA aminoacylation. The record is from RefSeq and is a predicted model, not a curated record. Gene Ontology annotation, molecular function: aspartate-tRNA ligase activity; nucleic acid binding; ATP binding. Bases 102 to 2126 code for a protein of 674 amino acids. The transcript is spliced from 15 exons. Gene Ontology annotation, cellular component: cytoplasm. Lineage: Eukaryota; Viridiplantae; Streptophyta; Magnoliopsida; Caryophyllales; Amaranthaceae.